AUCCUAGGCCAAACCCAAAAGAGCGUCAAGCCUGACCCGGACGGUUUACCCGAUUCCGCCGGUUCGAGUGAAUUGUAAAGAGACCUAGCAGGUGUACGCGAGUAUCGUUAUCAGAGAUGCGAGUACAGCAUCUAUUUCUCUUGCCCUAACAAUCAAACCCGCAAAAUCAGAAACUUCUCUACUCGCCCAGGAUUGUGGUGCUGACGAUCAGUCCAUGUAAUAACCUCUGUUCCUCUCUCGUCUUCUAAACUAAUUUCCGUUUACUUGGUUUCCUCUGUUCUCUUGGUUCGUCUGUUCUUAAGUUAACUUAUCACUCACUUGUAUUACUUGUUUGGAUAUGGGACUAUGUAUGCCGGAGUCAUGCUUACACCACCAUAUAAAUGUCUUUAGAUCUGUGGGACAGCUCACUAGUUAGAGGACACUUGCUAUAAGUCUUGUUUAAAAAAUAUACAUUCUCCAUGGGUAUAGACCUUCAACAGCCUUCAGCAGAAUAUCACAAGCAAGACUGUAGGCCAAAUGCAAAUGCUGAUAUGGGGGGUAGUGGAUCGUACAAUAGAAACAGAGCUGCAGUGGAUUGCUGUAACAUUUCUGGGACUGAUAAGGAGAGACCAACCGUCAGUGGAAGAGCUUUUGAUGGUACUCAUAAAACGUAUGCUGGAGAUAGAAUAAACUUGAAUGCUGCAAAGGAUUUGGAGCCCCAUGAUGGAAUGGAAUUUGAAUCAAAGGAGGAAGCAUUUUCAUUCUAUAAAGAGUAUGCCAAGUCUGUGGGAUUUGCCACCAUAAUAAAAGCCAGCCGCAGAUCAAGGAUAUCUGGAAAGUUUAUUGAUGCAAAAUUUGUAUGCACUAGAUAUGGAACUAAGCGAGAAUCUAGUACGACUGAAAUGCCACAUCCAGUUAUAGAUACAGUUGGCGCAACAAGCAUUCCUGUCAAGAGAAAAAGAGGUAGAAUAAAUCGUUCUUUGUCAAAAACAGAUUGCAAAGCUUGCAUGCAUGUAAAGAGGAGGCAGCAUGAUGGAAGAUGGGUUGUUCGUAGUUUCAUCAAGGAGCACAACCAUGAAAUUUUCCCAGACCAGGCUUAUUUCUUUCGCGGUCAUAGGAAUUUAGACCUAGGUAAUAAUAAUGUUGAUGCAUUGCAUGCUAUUAGGGCAAGAACCAAAAAAGUGUAUGUUUCGAUGUCUAGACAAUCAGGUGGAUAUAAGAAACAAGAGAAUCAGAAGCGUAGUUUGACAAACAUGUCAGGCAGUAAACGUCAUUUGGCCUUAGAUGAGGGAGAUGCUCAGAUCAUGCUUGAGCAUUUUAGGUAUAUGCAGGAUGAGAAUCCAAACUUCUUUUAUGCAAUGGAUCUGAAUGAAGAACAGUGUUUGAGAAAUGUUCUCUGGGUUGACGCUAAAGCUAGGCUUGAUUAUGGCUACUUUGGUGAUGUUAUAUUCUUUGACACCACAUAUCUUAAGAGCGAGUACAAACUUCCAUUUGCUCCCUUUUUUGGUGUAAACCAUCAUUUCCAGUGUCUGUUGCUUGGAUGUGCAUUAGUUGCUGAUGAGACCAAAUCAACAUAUGUUUGGCUGAUGCAGGCAUGGCUUAGAGCAGUGGGAGGAGUUGCUCCAAAGGUGAUACUUACUGAUCAAGACAAAUCCCUGGAACAAGCCAUUGCAGAGGUCUUUCCUAAUUCUCAACAUUGCUUUUGCUUGUGGCAUUUGUUGAGUAAGAUUCCUGAGAAGCUCAGUUACGUGAUAAGGCAGCAUGAAAAUUUCAUGUCUAAGCUUAACAAAUGUAUCUUUAAGUCUUGGACAGAUGAACAGUUUGAGAAGCGAUGGUGGAAAAUGGUUGAGAAUUUUAAUUUAAGGAAUGAUGUGUGGUUUCAGUCAUUGUAUGAAGAUCGUCAAAAGUGGAUGCCACUGCACAUGAGAGACAAAUUUUUGGCGGGGAUGUCUACAACCCAAAGGUCAGAUAGUAUAAGCUCUUUCUUGGACAAACACUUGCAAAGAAAGACCUCAUUGAAAGAGUUCUUAGAACACUACAAAACAAUUAUUCAAGAGAAAUUUGAAGAGGAAGCAAAAGCAGACUUUGAAACUUGGCAUAAACAACCUGGAUUAAAAUCUCCAUCACCUUUUGGGAAGCAAAUGGCAAUGUUGUACACACAUACAAUAUUUAAGAAAUUCCAGGUUGAGGUUUUGGGAGUUGUUGCUUGUCAUCCUAGAAAGGAGGCUGAAGAUGGAGAAACCAAAACUUUCAAGGUUCAAGAUUUUGAAGAGAGUCAAGAUUUCAUUGUGGUGUGGAAAGGAACAUCAUCUUAUUUUUCUUGUUCAUGCCGUUCAUUUGAGUUCAAUGGUUUCCUUUGUAGACAUGUGUUGAUUGUAAUGCAAAUGUCUGGUAUGCACAGCAUUCCAUCUCAAUAUAUUUUGAAACGUUGGACAAAGGAUGCGAAGAGUAGAGAAACCAUUGGGGAACAGUCAGGUAAGGUUGAGUCAAGGGUUCAACGGUACAAUGAUCUAUGUAGACGGGCUUUUAAAUUGGGUGAUGAAGGUUCUUUAUCUCAAGAAAGUUACUGUAUUGCUUUUUCUGCACUGGAAGAAGCAUUAAGAAAAUGUGAGAGUGUGAAUAAUGCAAUUCAUAAUGUAAUAGAGCCAAACUCAACAUCUCCUAACAGACCUCAGGACUAUGACAGAGUAAAUUGUGCCACUGGUGUAUCCAAGACAAGUAGCAAUGAUGGUAUUUCCAGGAAAAAACAGGUAUACUCAGAGCCAGAUGUCACGAGCAUUGGGAUGCAUGAAAGCUGGCAGCAACUGGAGCAGCUAAACUCAAAGGCUCCAAACCUUGAUGGAUAUUUUGGCCCUCAACAAAUUGUGCAGGGAAUGGGACAGUUAAACUCCAUAGCUUCUACCCGUGAUGGUUAUUAUAGCAAGGAACAUAGCAUGCAAAGGCUGGGACAAUUGAAUACAAUAGCACCUAUUCAUGAAGCUCAUUUCGUAAAUCAGCAAAGAACACAGGGGAUGGGGCAGUUACAUUGCAGAUCAGAGACUAUUCCCAGUUGUUUCAACACGCAAGAUGGUCUACAAGAAAUGGUAUUUAUGUUGUCGCUUGAAAUAUAUAUUGCUUUGCUGCUACGUUACAUCAUGUUUCGCCUUUUCCAGGACCAAUCUAGCAUCGGACCCUCUCAGUUGCAUGGCAUGGCUUCAAAAAAUUUGCAACCCAAACACCUCCCUCGUUAGCUGCAUAGUUCAUCAUAGGUGAAAAUGUAGUUGUGUAUUUGGAGAAGAUGCUUGAAGUGAACAGGUUGCUGGUUUUACUUGAAAGUAUUUCCAUUUUUUAGGGCUACAUAUGUCUUUUCGUUUGUUAUUUUAUACAUUUUUUUGUACUGUUUCUGCUUGUACUUUGUAAUUUCCAAAUUGAAAAAUUUUCUCCUGUACAUAAAUGUUGUAGCAUGUGAAACUCAAACGCGGCAAAGGAUACGUUUAUGAUGUAACACAUCUAGAGAAGAAAAAAAAAUCAGCAGACGUUGAGGGACACGUGUUA
Messenger RNA from Manihot esculenta (cassava), 3513 nucleotides. Its product is annotated as protein FAR-RED IMPAIRED RESPONSE 1. The coding region runs from base 459 to 3209 and encodes 916 amino acids. Gene Ontology annotation, biological process: regulation of DNA-templated transcription. The record is from RefSeq and is a predicted model, not a curated record. Lineage: Eukaryota; Viridiplantae; Streptophyta; Magnoliopsida; Malpighiales; Euphorbiaceae. Gene Ontology annotation, molecular function: zinc ion binding. The transcript is spliced from 10 exons.